AUAAUUAAGAACUAAGGAAGACAUUUUCACUUCUCUCAUUGACUUCUAAAAACCCAAACCUCUACCUGGUAUGCUUGGUCGGUUUAUAGCGCGCGUUCCUGGAAGUCUCGCGAUGUUGUGGCUCUGGUUUUAGAAACUCUGUGGUAACAGUUUUUGAAAUAUGCCACCAGUCAACUUCCAAUACUUUUCAACUGUCAGCUUUAACAGCAGUGAUAAUAGGAGGAGUUCGGAGGGAGGAAAGGGAGUGAGUUACUCAACUUCUUCCCUGUUUUAUCUCCCCGCAGUGUGGAAGAGCGCAGGCAAAGAGGUAGGUUUAGCAGACACAGACAGGUCGGACUUGAGUAGUGUGGAGUUCCUGGGCGUUUUGAUCGGAUAGGGUGGAGUCCCAACGGGAGAAAGGAAUGUAAUACACAGACGAGCCGAGGAACACUAGUGGCAGUACCGCGGAAGGAUAUACGGCCAUACACCGCGGUUCUAGCAAAAAAAGACAAGGUAGUCUACAGGUUGAUGCCCACUUGAGGGUUUGAGUCCCUUCCCCCUAACCCCGACCCCAUCAUGGCCCACCGGUCCCAGAGUUCGGACAUCGGGGACAACCCCCUGGACCCUAACUUCCUGCCCCCCCACUACAGAGAAGAAUACCGUCUCGCCAUUGAUGCUCUGGUGGAGACAGACCUACAGGGCUACUAUGAAUUUAUUCAGAAAGCAGAUGUGGUCAACUUUCUCUGUCAACCGGAAAUCGAACACAUCAAGACCACGAUCCAGACACCCAACCAGGCCCCGACCUCGAACAUACCGGAGCUGCCCUAUCAUGAGGCAGACGCCGACGGCUCGUCUGACACCUACUGGCCGAUGCACUCUGACACAGCAGCCCCGGGGUUGGACCUGGGCUGGCCCCUCCAGGCACACAGCUUUAUCGGCCCCACCGAGGUCACGACCCUGGUCAACCCCAGCGAGCCCGACAUGCCAAGCAUCAAGGAGCAGGCCAGACGACUCAUCAAGAAUGCACAGCACGUCAUCGCUGUGGUGAUGGACAUGUUUACAGACGUGGAUCUGUUUUCUGACUUGCUGGAUGCCGCGUCGCGUCAAGUCCCCGUAUACAUUCUAUUGGACGAACAGAAUGCCCAUCACUUCGUCUCCAUGGUGAUCAACUGUAAGGUCAACUUGGACCUUGUCCACAUGAUGCGUGUGCGGACGGUGGCGGGAGUGACCUAUUUCUGUCGGACAGGGAAGUCAUUUAAAGGACAGGUGAAAAACCGCUUUCUAUUGGCUGACUGCAGGGCCGUGCUCAGUGGAAACUACAGUUUCAUGUGGUCCUAUGAGAAGCUGCAUCGCUGCAUCGCUCAUCUCUUCCUGGGAGAACUGGUCACCACCUUUGACGAGGAGUUCCGCAUCCUGUUCGCUCAAUCACAGCCCCUCACUGUUGACCACGCCCUAGUGCCUUUCUCCUCUGACAGCAGCAGCAGCAGUUACUAUGGUAACCAGUUUGGCCUGAAGCGGACCCAGUCCCUGCGAAACCCUCUGGGUUUCCAACGACACACCCCUGAACUUCCGGCCUACCCUUUCGGAGGAGGAGAUUCCGAGCGCUCUGCGUUCCGAAGAGAUGACAUGUUCCGACAUACCAUAGACCCAGGAGGACUGAAUCUUGGGAAGUUUGCAGUGUCACAGCAGUUCAGGAUGCAGCAGGCCCACUCCAUGGUCUCCAGGCAGAUGGAGAUAAGCGCCAGUGACUAUAAGAGGCACAGCUACACAGAGGGAACCCAGGAGAGCUACUCCGCGUCCAGACAGUACAUGAGGCACAGAGUUAUGAACAACCUGGAUGAGACAGAGCAGCACUACCACAGGGAGCAGAGCCAGUCUAGCCACUACUACCAGGGUGGUGAGGGACCUGGGUUAGGACCUGGGACGGGGCUAGAAGGACCUGGCUCAGGCCAUGGACACUACGACAGGCUGAGGAACAGACCAGCACUGGACCAGUACUCUGACUCAGGCUACCCCUAUGAGGAACCUCCUGGUCCAGAGGGCUACGGCAGAGACUACUUCUCCUCUGAGGACCUGAAACAUGACCCGGGACAUCAACCAGCAGGGGGAAGGUACGGAGGUGGCAGUGGCCACAAGAGGCCGACGGUGGGCCAGCCCUAUGCCUGUCUGUCGUCCCCCACCCAUCCGCACCCCCCAGAGAAGCAGGUGUUCCCCGUCCCAGCGGAGACAGACCACGACCAGGACCCCAACGUCAGACAGGGCCUCCGCAGCUGGAGAAUCAACUCCUACCUCAGCGCCUACGGGGACACAGGAGAGGAGGGGCUGCUCCAACCUCUGGGCCCUGAUGCUUUCCAAGACCCUGAGUCUGAUGGGAAAUUGUACGCCCAUGAGGCAAGAGAGCCUCCGAAUGUCCCCUCCAAGCCUAGACUGGAUAUCCGACCGCUGCACUACAGCAAGCCCUUCAUGCCUGAGAGUAUGGGGAAGGACAGGGCUGACCGAUGGACCACCGAGUGGGAGAGAGAGAGAGAGAAAGAGCGGGCGGUGGGGGGGAGGGAGGUGGGGGCAGACGUGGAGUUGCCGUCGUCGAGGGAGGCUCCGGGGGAAGUCUCGAUCUCCAAACACGAGACGGUCCGGAUGCGGGUCAACCCGAUGCUCCAGAGGAGUUCCCGGCUGCGCUCCUCCCUCAUCUUUUCCUCCUCCAAGACGGAGACCCACAUGGGAGGCCUGGGCAUGAAGGUGGCCAACGAGGAGGACGAGAAUUCCGACUCGCUCCGCACCACCUCCAUCGUCCAACAGAUCCUGGAGAAGCGACGCUCUUUGACCCGGGAACCCUUUGAGUGGAGGAAGAAGGCAGAGGAGAACGAGAGAGAGAAGGAGAAAGAAGAGAAGGAGAAAGAGAAAGAAAAGAAAGAGGCUUGGUUGAAAGAGGAGGCUGAGCCAAAGAAAGAGCCCCCCAAAGUAACCUCAGCCAGCAGAGAGGUGUCUAAGAACCCCCUGGCUGAGGUGGAGACCACAAAAGACACCCCAGCAUCUGCAGAUCUCCCCAAACCCCAGUCAUUUAACAUGAACAACCCUUCCAAUAGACUGCAGUACUUCAUGGAGCUGGCUGCUAAGAGGAACGCAUCUAAAGAGGCUGUGAUAAAAGAACCUCCUCAGAAGAAACCAGGCCUUCCAGACACUCCUUCUUCCAGCACGACCGCCAUCACCUCGGUCCCCAAAGUCCCCUCAUUUUUCGUGACUGCUCCAGAGCCUGCCCCAAAGAAACCACAAGUCGCAGCCACACCAGAGCUAAAAUGUAAACCUCAAACCUCAAGUUUCAAAAUCUCAGAGCCUGCCGCUUCUACCACAGCACAGAGAAAAGACAGCAGCUCGGAGUCACAGAGGAAAGAGCCCGGUAAGAUUCUAAAGCCAUUCCCUUCUCCGAAGAUCUUCAAGAGGGACACUCUGAAGCCGUUCAAGAGCUCCAACCCACGCCACGUCUCCUGUGAUGAGGAAAUGCUAACAACGGACGCCACAGACGCGGAGAAAAGCGAGCUGAAGAAGUCUCGCUCCAAAAGCUCGUCCAGUAUGUCACAGACUGAGUCUAAGGAGGGGCUCCACAAGAACCUGGGCUCCAACACCUCCCUCAACACCCUGGGAGGGGAGGGAAAGGCUGACACUAAGCCUCUAGACUUCCUCAAGAAGCAGACCCAAAGACUCAAAGGUUUCCUGGGACCCAAGGACAAGAAGAGCUCCGGUGGUGCGACAUCGGCAUCCAACGGAGACGAAAAGACCAUGAGAACUGUGCCCGAAACCUCAGAGGAGCCUGUGAUCGGCGCUAAAAACCUGAGCUCCACCGCCGAUGCUAAAGCCACAGACUAUGUCACCUCUGCAGCCAAUCACAAAGCUGCGUCCAAAACGACAGGUCUGUCUCGGUACCAGAGCUCCAGUGGCUCAGUUCUGUUCAGUAGCAACCUGAGAGACGACACCAAGGUCAUCCUGGAACAGAUCUCUGCCAACAGCCAGAAGAACCGUCUGGAGCGAGGAGGAGGAGAGGAGGCUGGAGGGGAGAAGGAUGUAGACGUAGCAGGGGAGAAAGGAGGGCUGGAGAGGGAGCCAACGCUUAAAAAGAACCGCUUCCAGAGGCCCCAGGCCAACCCUCAGGAGAGAGAUAGCCUCCUGAAGAGGAUCGAGAGCAUGAGGAAGGACAAGAAGGUCUACAGCCGCUUUGAGAUGGGGAAUAACCUGGGAUAACUAAAGAUGGCUGAGGAACAUAUUGACUGGAAGCUGAGUGUGUGUGUGGAGGACGUGCAAACACACACCAACAUGCACACACACAUCGUUCACAUUCAGCAAUAUAUGUGCCAAACACAUCAUCAGAAGACCAGAGAGAGAGGGAGAAUACACUGAACACAAGAACAGCAGAUACCUCCUGUGACUUCAGACUGCAGGCUUCGCGGAUGAUCAGACGAUACUGUACUAAACCUUUAAAAGACUGACUAUGAAACAUGAGAUGAAACUGUACCCAUAUAAGGCAAGCGUUGUCUGGUUGGUUUUUGCCUUAUAUGGACUUCAUGGGACAACUUUUCACCGAUUCACCACAACCCUUCGUCCACGCCUAGAGUGAGAGAGAGUGUAUGUGUGAAAGAAAGUGUGUGUAGUGUGUGCAUGUUUUACUGCAAGAAAGCAACUGAACACAUGCCCAGCCAUCAAACAUGCCUGUACAGAACAGCACACUCCCUGUGCCAGUCGUAUGUAUGUGUGUGUGUGUGUGGAAACUGGUAAUGCUGAAAGUAUGUCUGGGUUUACACUGUGCCAACGGAGCGCCACGUCUCGUCAAACCCAGAGAACUAUUAUUAACCAGUCUCCACACUAAAGACAGCAGAGAGGGAGAGAGAUGGGGAGAGAGAGAAAAUGAUAGAGGGAGAGAGGAAAAAUACAGAUUAACCCAGCUAGCACAUUUGGUUCCUUGGAAGUUGUGGGAAUGUAUGUUUUUUGUUUUCCAUUGGUUCUCGGAACAAAGCUAUACGUUUCCUGACUGGUAAAACUGAACAUCUUUUAAACAUUCUGAGAACGGAAGUGAACAUUUUGCCUGUUCUGAGAACAUUUUUAAGUGGCAGGGAGGUUCUGAGAACGUUUUACUGUGGUUCCCUGAAGGUUUUUAAGUUGCAGGGAGGUUCUGAGAACAUUUUACUGUGGUUCCCGGAAGGUUUUCUUGCGAGAUUUUAUUAAUGUUUUGCGAACGGAAAUUAUUAAUUAUUUGAAGGUAAUUAAAUAACGUUCUGAGAACAUGUUUCAAUCAUGCAAACGCAUGUAUUGUUUAUUGUGCUAUGGCGUCAGUGAGAUUCAAACCUAUGAUCUUAUGUUCUCUAGCCAUGAGGUUUAAAAUACUUUUGUUGAUGCUGAAUGUAUACGUUUUUAAAUAUCAUUCUUAGAAUGAUCUUUGAAAGCGAUUAAUGUUUUCUUGUGUUUUUUAUGGAAAGUUUUCUUAAUGUUCUUAGAGCAUGACUUUAAAUAUAACAAUGAGGAAACCUGCAAAAAACGUUAUGCUGAGGUACUGAAAUUCCCACAGAAGAUUGUUGUUUCUUAAUGUUCUCUGAACAUUCUGAAAACAUUACUUUAAAUAGAACCAUGAGGAAACCUGCAGAAAACUUUACACUUAAGCACUGGAAUUCCACCUAAGAAACAUAUUGUUCUCAGAACCUUAUGUGCUAGCUGGGUAUCCUGCACCAUUCCAAGAACUUUGUUUGAAGGUUGAAUGCAAAAUAACCAUAGUACAACCACACUCUCACCAAGCUCUAAGAAACAUAUUGUUCUCAGAAUUGUAUGUGCUAGCUGGGAAAGGAGAUGGAAAGAGAUGGACCAACAGGGUAAGAUAAUUAGAUACUGGGUAUAUGGCUUGCAGGUCUUUACAAUUUUGUAUUUAUUAAUUAAAUCACCAGUACCUUAGAAGACAAGUUGAGAUUGAGACUGCUUCGUUGCAGCCCUGUGUGGAUGCAGGUACCUGGAAAACGUAGUGAGUUGGAUAGGGUCUGAGUGAUAUUUCCACCACAAAACCUUCACCUAUCCGGUCAAGUCAGGUCAGACAUCUUUGAUGAAGAAACGUAGGGAAGAAGGAAGGAAGGAUGCAUUUCUAAAAUGUUGUAUUUUAUACAAGAGUAUAAAAACUUUCACCCUUGAGUCUGUCAGUUUGUCUCUGUCCACUACACCAGAAGUGGAAAGAACAUUUCCAAGUACAUGAACACACUCUGUAAAAAUACUUAGUGAGGGAAUAGGAGUUAUGAAUAAUUAAUUAAUGCCAGUGUUGUGUUCGAGACCACCUAAAGCGUGACUGUUUCAAGAUUUAGACCGUAGCAAAUUGAGUCCUUCUCAAGAUCGAGAAGUUUAUUUAACUAGGCAAGUCAGUUAAGAAAAAAAUCUUAUUUACAAUGACGGCCCACCCCGGGCCAAACCCGGACGACGCUGGGUCAAUUGUGUGCCGUACUACGGGACUCCCAAUCAUGGCCGGAUGUGAUACAGCCUGGAUUCAUACCAGGGACUGUGGUCAUGCCUCUUGCACUGAGAUGCAGUACCUUAGACCGCUGCGCCACUCGGAAGCCAAGAUCAAGACCAGGAGGGAGACAAGGGGUUCCGAGACAAAGUCAAGACCAUGAUAGUAAUUUUGUCAAAUCAUCUCUAGCUGUGUAUAGUCACAGAAAAAACGAUAUGAGGGGGAAAGUCUGUCACUCACCCACUCCAUGACAUCCUCCUAGCAGCUAGCUAACGUUAGGCUCCAUAUUUUUUAGCUUGAUACGCUAGCCUAUAGCCACGUUAUGACUGACUAGUUAGAUUCUAUUGACAUUCUUAGUCUUCAAAUCAAAUUUAUUUAUAUAGCCCUUCGUACAUCAGCUGAUAUCUCAAAGUGCUGUACAGAAACCCAGCCUAAAACCCCAAACAGCAAGCAAUGCAGGUGUAGAAGCACGGUGGUUAGGAAAAACUCCCUAGAAAGGCCAAAACCUAGGAAGAAACCUAGAGAGGAACCAGUCUAUGUGGGGUGGUCUUAGUUACAUUUGUCAGUUCUUGUCCAGAAUAUUGAGUCAUUGAAACUGAAACGUUGCAUCCCGAAUGGAGGCAGCAAACAAUGUACCAGGCCAGCUGUGAUUUACAACCUGAUAGCAAUAUUUUUUGAACUACCAAGAAAUGUUUUGGUGAAUUACAUUAAUCAUGCAUUGAACUGCAUCAUGGAACGUUGAGUCAAAUUUAACCUAUUUUUAAAACCUUUUAUAAAGUUGGUUUUGUAGCAUCAAGUGGGAAUUGUAUAUGUUUUACUGAUAUUAUGAUUGUCUGUUUGUAGUUGAAGCUAGUGAUGCACCGGUAUGACAUUUUUGGCCAUACCGAUAUCUAAUAUCUUUCUUGCCAAAAAACUUGAUACCGAUAACUAAUAUUUAACAUUUUAGCCGCUUUUUAAGCAUUCUAGUACAGUUAAAUAGUUAACACACACUCACAUGGACGCGGCAAGAGGCGUCACUACAGUCCCUGGUUCGAUUCCAGGCUGUAUCACAUCCGGCCGUAAUUGGGAAUCCCAUAGGGCGGCGCACAAUUGGCCCAGCGUCGUCCGGGCCGCCAUUGUAAAAAAAUAUUUGACUUGCCUAGUUAAAUAAAGGUUACAGACUCACACACACACACACACACACACACACACACACACACACACACACACACACACCACUGACCAAAAAGUUAUUCUGUUGGCAUUUACGUAUGUCCCCAUUACCAGUAAAACAUCAUCAAAAACGAUUUAUUUAACUUACUUUCUGUGCUGUGCUGUUUCGUUGUUCAUUUGUUCAGUCAUUUCACUCUCAACCAGGAUUUCUAUGGAACACGUUUGGGUCUUUGCGUGUCAAAAAAGAUACACGUCAAAUAACAGUAUUUGAUGUGUCAAAUAAGCUUGUUUACCAAUCAGGACCUGAAUGUGACUGCACAUCACAUAAUAAUUGAACGCAUUCAUAAUGUUUUUACGUAGUUAUUACACUAUCACUCGUAUUUCAUAUGUCACAAUGAUUAAUCGAUACGUAUGCUAUGAUGCUGGUAAAGUUGUCUCGCGCACCAACAGUGCUGGUUAUAAAAAAAGCUAGCUAGCUCAUGGAUGCAAUUUUUAUUAUUUCAGUAGUUAUAAUUAGCUAACUAACUAUAGAGCUAGGUGUCAUCAUCUCAAAUAACCCUAAUUUAUAAGACAGUUCUUAUAGCUAAAGCUAGCUACCCCAGAAGGUCAAACAAAUUAACGUUAUGCUUUAUUACCAACGCGGUAUUGUAAACACAUUGUUCAUGGCCGGUGUACUUUUUGUACAGCUUUGACAAUGCCACUGUAUAUUUUUUUGACACGCAAAGACCCAAACGGUGUUCCAUAGUAUGUAUGUCGUGAAGCUAAGAGCAGUGACGCUAUUACUGUGUAACUCCGGUAGGGCAACAUCUGAAAAAUAACAUAAGAACAGCCCUUAGCCGUGGUAUAUUGGCCAUAUACACACCCACUCGAGCCUUAAAGCUUAAGUAGAAGCAAUGCCCACUAAAACAAAAGUGGGUAUAUGGCUUAUACCUGCGUAUACCCGCAACUAGACCACUGGCCCUUUGUGUUUUACAAAAAGUGUACUCUCCUACAUUAGUGCGCUGGUAUUACGAUUCGAACCUGUCACAUACUGAAGACCUAUAGGUUCACCACUGCACUAACCUGUCACAUACUGAAGACCUAUAGGUUCACCACUGUACUAACCUGUCACACACUGAAGACCUAUAGGUUCACCACUGUACUAACCUGUCACACACUGAAGAUCUAUAGGUUCACCACUGUACUAACCUGUCACAUACUGAAGACCUAUAGGUUCCCACUGUACUAACCUGUCACAUACACCUAUAGGUCCACCACUGUACUAACCUGUCACAUACUGAAGACCUAUAGGUUCACCACUGUACUAACCUGUCACACACUGAAGACCUAUAGGUUCACCACUGUACUAACCUGUCACACACUGAAGACCUAUAGGUUCACCACUGUACUAACCUGUCACACACUGAAGAUCUAUAGGUUCACCACUGUACUAACCUGUCACAUACUGAAUAUCUAUAGGUUCACCACUGUACUAACCUGUCACAUACAGAAGACCUAUAGGUUCACCACUGUACUAACCUGUCACACACUGAAGAUCUAUAGGUUCACCACUGUACUAACCUGUCACAUACUGAAGAUCUAUAGGUUCACCACUGUACUAACCUGUUAAAUUCUGAAGAUCUAUAGGUUCACCACUGUACUAACCUGUUAAAUUCUGAAGAUCUAUAGGUUCACCAUUGCGCACCAUGUCUAUAACAGGUAUAAAGGCUGUUAAGAUACUGUAUCAAUGGUUCAAGAAAGGAGUGUUGUAUAUAUUUGACCUGGCUAAGUGGUUUUAUGCCCUGACUGAAUGGGAGCUGAUAAUUAUUCAUUUUUUGACUCUGCUGGUCUCGGGAAGACAUUUUGAUACCUCACUGUCUGAGACAGAGUCAAGAGGGAGUACAAGACAAGACCGAGACACUCAAUAUGUGGUCUCGAGAAUGGACUCGAGGAACAUUCACUAUCUUCUUGGUAAGCAACUCCAGUGUAGAUUUGACCUUCGGUUUUAGGUUAUUGUCCUGCUGAAAGGUGAAUUAAUCUCUCAGUGUCUGGUGGCAAGCAGACACUGCGAGAUGGUCACGAGUUCUACAACACCGAUAAGGGAUAUAUUAGUGUAAAUACUGGUAUAGAUAAAAAGGGUUUGUUGUUGAUACUGUAACAAGUGACAAAUGAUAGCCUAUCACCAGGCUGUUAAAUAACGUGUUGUGUCAUUUUUAUUAACAUAAUUAAUGACUGUAGUAAGACAAUCAGAAUAUCAGAAUUAAAGGGAUUUUGCACAGUAGGGAAAUGUUUUCUUUUACAACUCUAUUGUAUUUUAUGAUGUCAUGUUUAACAAAAAAACAUAUUGUAAUAAAGUCUUAAUGUGGCUAAAGCUGA
This is a messenger RNA of Oncorhynchus masou masou (cherry salmon), 9955 nucleotides long. Its product is annotated as protein FAM83H-like. Gene Ontology annotation, cellular component: keratin filament. The record is from RefSeq and is a predicted model, not a curated record. The coding region runs from base 556 to 4212 and encodes 1218 amino acids. Gene Ontology annotation, molecular function: keratin filament binding; protein kinase binding. Gene Ontology annotation, biological process: protein localization to cytoskeleton; positive regulation of cell migration; intermediate filament cytoskeleton organization. NCBI's taxonomy places the organism in Eukaryota, Metazoa, Chordata, Actinopteri, Salmoniformes, Salmonidae. The transcript has 13 exons.